CCGCGGCCUCGCCAUGGCCAGCAAGGCGCGCAGCAGCAGCGAGGCGCUCAAGGUGGUGGCGCGCUGCCGCCCCAUGAGCAGGAAGGAGGAGGCCGCCGGCUACGAGAGGAUCCUCGACAUGGACGUCAAGCUGGGCCAGGUGACCAUCCGCAACCCGCGCGCCUCGCCGGGGGAGCUGCCCAAGACCUUCACCUUCGACGCCGUCUACGACGCGAGCUCCAAGCAGGCGGACCUGUACGACGAGACGGUGCGGCCGCUCAUAGACUCGGUGCUGCAGGGCUUCAACGGCACCAUCUUCGCCUACGGGCAGACGGGCACCGGCAAGACCUACACGAUGCAAGGGGCCUGGGCCGAGCCGGAGAAGAGGGGCAUCAUUCCCAUCUCCUUCGAGCACAUCUUCACCCACAUCUCGCGCUCGCAGAACCAGCAGUACCUCGUGAGGGCCUCCUACCUGGAGAUCUACCAGGAGGAGAUCAGAGACCUCCUCGCCAAGGACCAGAACAAGAAGCUGGAGCUGAAGGAGAACCCCGAGACGGGGGUUUACAUCAAGGACCUCUCCUCCUUCGUGACGAAGAACGUCAAGGAGAUCGAGCACGUCAUGAACCUGGGGAGCCAGACGCGCUCKGUGGGCAGCACCAACAUGAACGAGUACAGCUCGCGCUCCCAUGCCAUCUUCCUCAUCACCAUCGAGUGCAGCGAGACGGGGCUGGACGGCGAGGAGCACAUCCGCGUGGGCAAGCUCAACCUGGUGGACCUGGCGGGCAGCGAGCGCCAGAGCAAGAUGGGCGCCCACGGGGAGCGCCCCAAGGAAGCCUCCAAGAUCAACCUGUCCCUCUCGGCCCUGGGCAACGUCAUCUCGGCGCUGGUGGACGGCAAGAGCACCCACAUCCCCUACAGGGACUCCAAGCUGACCCGCCUGCUGCAGGACUCCCUGGGCGGCAAUGCCAAGACAAUCAUGGUGGCCACCUUGGGCCCGGCCUCUCACAGCUACGACGAGAGCCUCUCCACCCUGCGGUUCGCCAACAGGGCCAAGAACAUCAAGAACAAGCCGCGGGUGAACGAGGACCCCAAGGACACGCUGCUGCGGGAGUUUCAGGAGGAGAUCGUCCGCCUGAAAGCCCAGCUGGAGAAACGAGGCAUGCUGGGGAAGAAGAGGAGACGGAGCAGCCGGAGGAAGAAGGCRGUGGAUGGAGAAAGCACCACGGAGAACGAAGGGGAGGAUGACAACGAGGAUGGCCUGGAGAAGAACAUGGAGAACUACCUGAAGGAGCAGAAGGAGAGGCUGGAGGAGGAGAAAGCAGCUAUUCAGGAUGACCACAGCCUGGUGAGCGAGGAGAAGCAGAAGCUGCUGGAGGAGAAGGAGAAGAUGAUAGAGGACCUGCGCAAGGAGCAGGAGGCCACGGAGCUCCUGGCCACCAAGUACAAGGCCAUGGAGAGCAAGCUGCUCAUCGGUGGCAGGAACAUCAUGGACCACACCAACGAGCAGCAGAAGAUGCUGGAGCUCAAGCGGCAGGAGAUAGCGGAGCAGAAACGCCGCGAGAGGGAGAUGCAGCAGGAGAUGCUGCUGCGGGAUGAGGAGACCAUGGAGCUGAGGGAGACGUACACGUCCCUGCAGCAGGAGGUGGAGAUCAAGACCAAGAAGCUGAAGAAGCUCUACGCCAAGCUGCAGGCCGUGAAGGCCGAGAUCCAGGACCAGCACGACGAGUACAUCCGGGUGCGCCAGGACCUGGAGGAGGCGCAGAACGAGCAGACGCGGGAGCUCAAGCUCAAGAACAAAGGCAAUCCCCAGUUUCCGAGGGCCAAAGGGAAGAAGGACGUGAUGAAGGCUGAGAACAUCAUGUUCCUGGAGCUGGACGUCUCGCCGCCGGCCGUGUUCGAGUUUGAGCGGGGCCGGGACCCGGCCGAGCAGGACCCGCGGGCCCUGCACCUGGAGCGGCUCAUGCACCUGGACAGCAUCCUGGAGCGGCCGGCGGCCUCCAGGGUGAGGAAGUCCCGCUCCUGGUAAGUGCCGCCGCGCUCCGGAGCCUCCCUGCUGCUGGGGAGGGAACCCGGGACAGGGGGUUAAGAUUGGGGAAUGUUAACUGCCAGCGCCCAGUUGGCGCUCGCACGGUUAGAUCUCAGCGGGAUCUAUUCCCCUGCGUCGGCCUGGGGUUGAGACCAGCCUUGAACUUGAAUUAAAUUCUAAAUAACUUAUAUU
Nothoprocta perdicaria is the source of this 2197-nucleotide messenger RNA. RefSeq names its product kinesin family member 3C (gene KIF3C). The coding region runs from base 14 to 2005 and encodes 663 amino acids. The transcript is spliced from 6 exons. The record is from RefSeq and is a predicted model, not a curated record. Gene Ontology annotation, molecular function: microtubule binding; microtubule motor activity; ATP binding. Lineage: Eukaryota; Metazoa; Chordata; Aves; Tinamiformes; Tinamidae. Gene Ontology annotation, biological process: microtubule-based movement.